AUGGCUCCCCGCAGAGGCCUCGCAUCCAGCGGACCCGUGGCGUUGGUCAGUCGAGCUUGGCAGCUCGCAUUGUUUGUCACGCCAUUUCACCGAAUGUUUUUCAUCAAUGACCUUCAUAUCGCGUAUCCGCAUGCUGUACGUGAGAGGGUAUCUGUCCGCGUCCUCAUCCUCUACAACCUCGUCGCUAGAUCACCCAUCGUAAAGCACGAAGUCAGCUACCUCUCCUUUUUCAUAUCCAUAGUCCUCACAUUAUUUCUCACCGACAUGGUCAAGAACGCCGUGGGUCGACCUCGUCCUGACCUCCUGGAUCGAUGCCACCCGUCCCCUGGAACAAAAGAGAAUGUCCUAGUCACUAUCGAGGUGUGCACCACCGAAGAAUCGCACAAGUUACAGGAUGGAUGGCGAUCGUUCCCAUCUGGCCACUCAUCUUUCUCCUUCGCAGGAUUAGGUUUCUUGAGCCUGUUCCUUGCCGGACAAUUACACAUUUUCCAUCCCCCAAUUGGAGGGAGGGAUCUAGGCAGAGCAUUGAUUUGCCUGUCACCCCUUGUUGCGGCGACACUGAUUGCCAUUUCGCGCUGUGAGGACUACAGACAUGACGUAUAUGACGUCUGUGUUGGAUCAGUGCUGGGGAUGAGUGUAGCAUAUUGGAGUUAUAGACGUCAUUGGCCGAGGUUGUCGAGCGCUAGGUGCCAUGAGCCGUAUCCUCGACCGGGCGCGGAUUUGCAGUCUGCAGCGUGGCAGAGGGUUCGUGAUGAGGAGCAAGGUGGCCCUGCUAUGGAUGACGAAUAUGAGCUUCAACCGCAACGAUCGUCUUGA
Metarhizium acridum CQMa 102 is the source of this 816-nucleotide messenger RNA. NCBI's taxonomy places the organism in Eukaryota, Fungi, Ascomycota, Sordariomycetes, Hypocreales, Clavicipitaceae. The record is from RefSeq and is a predicted model, not a curated record.